AUGUCGGCCGACAACUGGAAAAUGUUACAAGCGAGUCAAUUAAAUGAUGAGAUCGUAAACGAAAUAGGUGUCAGUAGCACGGUUUUGUUACACACAGUCGUAUCCAACAAGGCCUAUGGUAGCUAUAUAAAGCAGGAUAAAUGGUCUGACCUUAAGAAGUCGGUAGGAUCUCGGACAUGCUCCAUAGAAGUGUUCGAGCACGCAGGACUUUUGACAUUGGAUAUUUUAUUGAAGUGUAUAUUCAGCCAAGACAGUAACUGUCGAACUACAAGUUCUCAACACCCAUAUGUCAGUAGCGUUCAUGCUCUAACAUAUCUGAUAGCUGAACGCGUUAGCUGUAUACCUUACCACAACGACAUGGUAUAUAACUUGUCCAUCAGUGGAUUUAAAUUCAGGAAAGCCCUCAGAUCAGUUCAUGGUUAUUCUGCACGAGUUAUUUAUGAACGAAAUCAAUCUCUGCUACAAGAUGGAGAUGUAACACUUAAAAGGAAAAACAUCGAUUUUUUAGAUAUUCUCUUGACUGCUAAGGAUGAAGAUGGUAAUGGUCUGUUUGACCAAGAAAUUCAGGAUGAAGUUGACACAUUUAUGUUUGAGGGACACGAUACAACUUUGAAAAACACAGAAGCUGCAUUGGCCAAAUUCUAUAGUCGAUCGAAAGAAUUAAGCCCAGCGUCAGUGUUAUGGCUUGGACCAUUUGCACCAGUAGUAUUGCUCAAUCAUCCACAGACCGUAAAGGUUAUAUUGUGCGCUACAGAUCCGAAAGAUGAUUUAUUUUACCACAUGUUAAAACCAUGGUUAGGCGAUGGACUUCUAAUGAGCAAAGGACAGAAAUGGUUUAGAAAUCGACUACUUGUGACUCCAGGAUUUCAUUUUGGCAUUCUCAGACCUUAUGUACAGAUAUACAAUGAAUGUGUGAAGACGAUGUUGGAUAAAUGGUCUGAUCUAUGGAAGUCAGUGGGGUCUCGGACAUGCUCUAUAGAAGUGUUCGAGCACGCAGGACUUUUGACAUUGGAUAUUUUAUUGAAGUGUAUAUUCAGCCAAGACAGUAACUGUCAAACUACAAGUUCUCAACACCCCUAUGUCAGUAGCGUUCAUGCUCUAACAUAUCUGAUAGCUGAACGCAUUAGAUGUAUACCUUACCACAACGACAUGAUAUAUAACUUGUCCAUCAGUGGAUAUAAAUUCAGGAAAGCCCUCAGAUCAGUUCAUGGUUAUUCUGCACGAGUUAUCCAAGAACGAAAACAAGCUCUGCGACAAGAUGGAGGUGUCACACUCAAAAGGAAAUACAUCGAUUUUCUAGAUAUUCUCUUGACUGCUAAGGAUGAAGAUGAUAAUGGUCUGUCUGACAAAGAAAUUCAAGAUGAAGUCGAUACCUUUAUGUUCGAGGGACACGAUACAACUGCCAGUGGGUUAUCCUGGUGUAUGUAUUAUCUUGCAACUCAUCCGGAACAUCAAAGAAAAUGCCAAGAAGAAGUUGAUAACUUGUUGAAUGAAAGAGCAAUGGAUGAAAUUGAAUGGGAUGAUCUAAGCCAUUUGCCGUAUACAACAUUAUGUAUCAAGGAGAGUAUGAGAAUCAGAAGUCCUGUGCCCGUCAUUGGACGUGAAUUAACAACACCACUGACCCUUCCAAAUGGAAGAGUGAUUCCUGCAGGGUAUAACGUAAUAAUACCAAUAUGUUUAUUACACCAUAAUGAACUUAUAUGGGAAAAUCCAACCAGGUUUGAUCCAACCAGAUUCUUGCCAGAAAAUGUAAAGGAUCGAUCUCCAUUUGCAUUCACACCCUUCUCGGCAGGACCAAGAAAUUGUAUUGGACAACAUUUUGCAAUGAAUGAGAUGAAAAUCGUGAUUGCGAGGACACUACGUAGAUUUGACCUUUCACCUGUACCAGAUAAUCCUCCACAGAGAGUGCAUACUCUUGUCACCAGAUCGUCAAAUGGAAUUCACCUGCAUGUCCAGCCUAGAAAUAUGGGAUAA
Saccoglossus kowalevskii is the source of this 1974-nucleotide messenger RNA. Its product is annotated as leukotriene-B4 omega-hydroxylase 3-like. Gene Ontology annotation, molecular function: heme binding; iron ion binding; oxidoreductase activity, acting on paired donors, with incorporation or reduction of molecular oxygen. Lineage: Eukaryota; Metazoa; Hemichordata; Enteropneusta; Harrimaniidae. The record is from RefSeq and is a predicted model, not a curated record.